Molecule: messenger RNA, 2142 nt
Organism: Drosophila serrata
Lineage: Eukaryota; Metazoa; Arthropoda; Insecta; Diptera; Drosophilidae
Product: membrane metallo-endopeptidase-like 1
Biological process (GO): protein processing
Cellular component (GO): plasma membrane
Molecular function (GO): metalloendopeptidase activity
Source: RefSeq, a predicted model, not a curated record
AUGGCCAACAGCCGCCAGGAGACGGAGAAAAUGAUGGGUGGUGGAGCCGCCUCCGUGCCGGCCACCUGCUCGAGCAGCAUGAACGGCAGCCACGAGGGCAGUCUGACUCUAUCGCCGGGGAGCGGUAGUGCCACACUGAUGCGGCACUCGCCGGACAUCAACCAGCAACAUCCGUAUGGCAAUUAUUCAGAAAAGAUGGAGGGAAUCACUCGCUUUUUGUGUCUGCUGUUGCUAAUUGGUUUGACUCGAUCACGGCAUCCCAGCCCGGAUGAGGCUACUCUGGAUUUCAUAUAUAAAAACCUGGAUGACACUGCCAAUCCGUGCCAGAAUUUUCAAAACUUUUCCAGUGGAAAGUUUAAGAGUCUUCACACAAAAGACAAACUCAACGAUCUCCGAGACUCAAUAUUUUACGCGUCCAAUGACAAACUGCAGAUAGUUUUGGAAGCUCUCAAGGAUCGCGUCUUCAUCGACGAGUCCAGUGUGGAGGGGAAGGUAUUGCGGUACUUCAACUCCUGCCUCAAUUUCAAUAUUUCAGAUUCAACUUUGCUUUUGGACAGCUAUCUCGAACUGAUGCCACCAGGCGAGGAUCUCCCCUGGCCAACGUCUAGAUUCCACGGUAGUAAAUGGCCCAAGGAGAGGUUCCAGUGGCUGGAAGCUCUGGCUGGUCUUCGUCGAUUUGGCAUCGAAAAUCUUCUGUUCCGGAUGAAUGUGAUCCAAGGCUGGUACGAACCAAACCAAUUUGUGAUAUUCCUUAAACGUUCGACAUAUUCCAACAUCCUGUCCGAGGAUAUUAUUCGGCGCAUUGUGACUGGAGUUGGAGUCCCAAAAAAGAACUAUAUAUCAAUUAAUACUUUAGUAGACGGCAUUGCGGCUCUGGGCAGCGAUCUGCAUAAUCUACCACAGGAAGAGACUAGACUCUACACACUGAGCAUUGAGCAGUUUGAGGACCAGACGGGAAUCCAGCUAUCCAAGUACCUAGAAAUCACCUUUGGUCGGCCAUUCGAUCCCAGCUUCGAGGUGAAGCUCGUGGGGAUCGGGUACUUGGAGGGUCUGAAGGCGGUUAUAGAGAAGCAUGAGAAGGAAGUGGUGGUUGGGUAUAUGAUUACUGGCAUAGUCUUCUCGCUCAUUAACCUGGAUAUAAUGCAGAAGGUCAAAAGUAACCAACCGAAUCAGUGCGCGGCUGCAGUGCAUCGCCACAUGGAACUGGCCAGCGAGAUGCUGUAUAAAGACUACUACUUUCGGCAGGGAAGACACCAGCGGUAUGACCAGGAAGUGCAGAAGAUGUUCGAGGUGUUCCGUUCAGCCUUUCUGAAGAGGAUCGAGAAGAACCGGCUAAACCUAACAACCGAACAGCAAUCCUUUGUCAAGCAGAAACUACUUGCCAUAAAAGUCAGACUGGGAUCUCUGCCGAAUAUUGCCAACCAGCGUCGUUUUCUCCACGACUUUUACUCCGAUCUUGAGCUGGACAUAGAUACGGCGGACAUGGCAAGAAUCCAGUUAAAUAUUAUGGAACAUAACACUCGCCACACGCUAGAGCAACUCGAUCGAGCCACGCUCAGGGGCAACCACUUCUUCCUGCUCGAAGAAUACGGUUAUAACCUGCAAACCGAACCCCAUUACAAAACGAGCAACUUGGUCGUAGUUCCCUAUGAUAUCCUACAGGAACCCUACUUUUCACCGGAUCAACACGAUGUCUUCAAGGUGAGCCUGCUUGGGUUUUCAAUAAUCCGCGCCGCCUUGGAGAAUUUCAGCCCAUAUUUUAUGCGCUUUGACAACGAGUCCAAUUAUAGCGAAAUUAUGGAUUAUUUUAAAGAGAAUUUAGCGUACGUAGAGGCAACGAACUGUAUGAGUGUUUACGAGGAAUCCUCAAUACAUGAUGAACAUUUGACGGAUGUGGUGGCCCUGGGGCUGGUCUAUGAUGUCUACUUCGGAGAGGACUCCAAGUUCAGCCAGGAACAGCCUAACUUUACCAAGUUGCCACUGAAGCAACUCUUUCUGCUCAACUUUGCCCAGAACUUGAUGGACAAGCGGAGGACUGUGAGGCUUAACCAAGCGGUGCGCAAUCUUAAGGACUUUGGCAAGGUCUUCGACUGUCCAGCUGACACUGUCCUUAAUCCGGAAGUUAAAUGCGAAAUAUGGUAG